GCCCUUUCCUGCAGCUGUGACGACGGGUUCUCCCAAGCUUCACAAGUACAUCAGAGCUUCAGCCCAAAAGGUGAACCCAAAAACUUCCUCGGAAUUUCAGCGCGAAAAGUGAGAGGAACUUGCCAUGGUAGACCUCUUCUUGGGCAAAGUCCUGGUGAAGAACAACAAGGACAAGGAUGAGCUGGACACGGAGCGCGAGAUCAUCCUGCGCCUCCAGAACCGGAUCCUCAUGCUGUUCUUCGGCUCGGGCGACUGUGAGAGAUGUCAGGACUUUGCCCCCACACUCAAAGCCUUCUUCAAAAAACUGACAGAUGAGUUUUACGUGGAGCGCUCGGCACAGCUGGUGCUGCUCUACAUCUCUCUGGACACCUCAGAGGACCAGCAGGAGAAGUUCCUGAAGGAGCUGCCCAAACGCUGCUUGUUCCUGCCCUAUGAGGACCCCUACAGGAAGGAGCUGGGGGUGAUGUUUGAGGUGGAGGACCUGCCCACGGUUGUGGUCCUGCGGCCCGACUGCUCGGUCCUGUCUCCGAACGCCGUGAAGGAAAUCUCCACGCUCGGGCCGGACUGCUUCCGCAACUGGCAGGAAGGGGCUGAGCUCAUCGACAGAAACUUCAUGAUGAACGAGGAGUUCGACGAGAGCAAAAUGCGCAGCAUGACGGACCCCAUCCGCCGGCUCAAAUACAAGGUGGAAGACAAGAAGAAAAAGAAGAAGAAGGACGACGAUGGAGAUGACGAUGAGAACGAUGGAGGUGGAGGGCCUUGGGGUUGAGACUGAUGUGGCGACACUGCGCUCAGAAACUCAAAUCUUGUUAAUCAGCCACAGCUCAGUUUGGGAUUGGCUGCCUGUCUUCGAUUAGACCAGUUGAUUGGUUAAUUGAUCUGCCAGAAAUGCUUCUGUUCAACAUUAGCAUUAGCAGUCAGACAUUAAGGGUUUACAAUAAAAUACAGCUAAUACGAGGCUAUAGGGAAAUAUAGCACUAUGCUGGAGCAGAAUAUAAGAAUAGGCCGACUGGACAAAGACUUAUGAAAAGUGGUCAGAAACAGAUUCCAGUGGCUGGCCUUUCCUGCAGAUGUUUACGUGUAAUAUUACACACA
Messenger RNA from Colossoma macropomum (tambaqui), 1095 nucleotides. It is a transcript of the gene nxnl1, whose product is annotated as nucleoredoxin like 1. Gene Ontology annotation, biological process: photoreceptor cell maintenance. The transcript has 3 exons. Bases 125 to 769 code for a protein of 214 amino acids. The record is from RefSeq and is a predicted model, not a curated record. NCBI's taxonomy places the organism in Eukaryota, Metazoa, Chordata, Actinopteri, Characiformes, Serrasalmidae. Gene Ontology annotation, cellular component: mitochondrion.